Folsomia candida is the source of this 1842-nucleotide messenger RNA. RefSeq lists its product as uncharacterized. Gene Ontology annotation, molecular function: protein binding. The record is from RefSeq and is a predicted model, not a curated record. The transcript has 3 exons. Lineage: Eukaryota; Metazoa; Arthropoda; Collembola; Entomobryomorpha; Isotomidae. Bases 171 to 1508 code for a protein of 445 amino acids.
UCAUUUGCUUUCAUGCCCAGGUUUUCAGAUAGUGGGUCAGUCAGUCAUCGUCACUUUUUUUCAGUUUGGGCAGGAAGAAAAGUGAUAAAGUUGAGUCAAUGUGUCAUUUUUGAUAGUUUUUUUCGUUUUUUUCGAAAAGUUACACCCACAUUGUUUACAUAUAGUAAGUCAUGUUGGAUUACUAUAGUCUACUCCCGUACAGUGGUGACAACGAGGGUUGGACAGUUGUGACUGGGCGGAGACAAAAGCGGAGAAGGGCGAGUUCGUCGUCAGAUUCGACGACGGCGACUCCAGUACCGCCGAGGAGGAAGUGUGCAAAGAGAUAUUGGGAGAGGAAGGUUGAGGAUAAGGGUCAGAUUGACGAGGUCGAAGGUCAUUCACGGGACGAUAGGUCGGGUCAAGGUCAGCGUGAAAAAGUCAUCCCGCAAAGUCAAGGUCAGUGUGAAGAAGUCAUCCUGCAAGAUCAACGUCGUGACGAUGCUUCCGGUGGCCCAUUCUCUAAUUUUGUCACUCUUUCGACAAUAUUGUCUUUCUUGCCCCUUCGUGACGUCAAGUCGGCCCGACUCGUGUCACGUUUCUGGUCAGAAGUUGCAGCCCCACGUUUCGAGUCGCUCUCGAGUUUGGAGCUUGACCUCCUCUCGCCUUCCUUGGGACGAACCCCGACAGAUUUUUGGAACAAAGUGGGACGUUUGCCAUCCUCGGGGGUAAAAUUGGUCAGAGUUCCGUUUCGUGAUGGAGGAUUGAUGAAGUUCAUGGGGAAGUUUGGGGGACAAAUAAAAUCUCUCAGUGUGGACGCUGUGGCGUGUGGGGAUGCCGAAGUGGAGAUGGGAAACGAUGCCAUACAGAAGAAUUAUUUUCUGCAGAUAUCGAACUGGUGUCCACUCCUGGAGUCUCUGCACCUCGCCAAUUUGCCCUCUUCCCUUGUCGAAGGGGGUUUUCCUCCCUUAAUGCGAGGCCUCAUGCGGCGUGCGUGCCCAUCUCUGAGGUCACUCUCCAUCUCCUGCUCGUCCUAUUAUUCCGGUCUGGAAGCCAAUUUCCUCCUCGACCUGCUCGAGUUUGCCCCCAACUUAACCUCGCUCGCGUUCCAUUUGGAGGACGACGAUGCUCUCGAAGAAGUCUUCACUGUGUUGGAAUUUCGUCCACAGAGGGUGGCACUCUUGAAGGCGUUGUCUUUCGGGGGGAGCACUUUGUUCGAGGCGCAGAUCGCGGUGCUGGCCAGUUUGGAGCUGCAGCGCAAUUUGAACUCGCUCAACUUGGGAAAAUUAGGCCUCGAUGUGGUCCCCGAGGAUGUGACAGACCUCCUGAAAAGGAUGGGACGGCGUUUGAAACGUCUUCGGGUGGAAGGAGCGCAUAGCAAUUGUCCCCUGCAUCUGCCCGAGUUGCCAGAAUUGGUGGAGUUGACGUUGGACCAUGUCGUCAAUGAGGAGGAUCAUCCAGCGUCAAAAUUUUUUAAUGCGUUUCCAAAAUUGAAGAAGUGUACGCUGGGAGGAAGGAUACAUUAUGUUUGAGAGAUUAAUGAGGAAGAAUUGUAGGAGUGUAUUUAUUACAAAUAUGUAUUAUGCCAAAUAAUUGCAUGCAGUACCUAUAAAUAAUUACGAGAAAUAAUAUGAGGUCACAUGAUAUGUAAAGUAAUCUUUUUUAUUUAAGUUAAUGUAAGUUCUGUAUACUUAUUAAACCCCACUCGAAAUGAAAUCUCAUAUUAAACCGUGUUUAAUUUACGGUAAUUAGUAUAUGAGUGCAAUUAAUUUGUCAUUACAAAGAUGCACAUGGCAAAUCACUGCAUACACAUUAUACGUCCUUAACAGUAAUUUCAUAUCACAUUAAAUACUGACUAAAUGUUUA